Molecule: messenger RNA, 1528 nt
Organism: Austrofundulus limnaeus
Lineage: Eukaryota; Metazoa; Chordata; Actinopteri; Cyprinodontiformes; Rivulidae
Product: complement C1q-like protein 2
Exons: 2
Coding region: 258-980 (240 amino acids)
Molecular function (GO): protein binding
Source: RefSeq, a predicted model, not a curated record
CCCACUGCUCUCAGAUCCGCCAGGUCCUGAAACAUCAAACCGGAUCAGGGUCCUGUCAGCUCAGUGAGUCCAAGUGAAAGUGGCACCACUUCAAGUGCCUCGAGCUCAGCUAUUCACUGUCUCUCUUUUGCACUGGAUACAACAGCUGACCAGGUCCACCAGCUGAGCUGCAGACCCCCUCCUGCCUCCUCCAUCAUUAGAGAACGAGCCAGAGUCUGCAGAAGAGGAGACUCUUCGCAGUCGUCUCUGGUAUCGUUAUGGUUCUGACUCUGAUCCUUGUGGUUCCUCUGCUGGUCCAAACUUCCAGGACUGAUGCACAUUACGAGAUGGUGGGAACCUGCCGGAUGGUCUGRGACCCCUACAGCACCACAGAGGUUCUGCAUGACCUGAGCGUGAUUCCAUCAACCGCUUUCGGACAAGAGACUAAAGGCGAACCGGGUCGGCCAGGGAAGCCUGGACCAAGAGGACCACAAGGGGAACGAGGGCCACCUGGUCUGAGGGGACCACCAGGAGGCUCUGGAAAGACGGGAGAGGUUAUGGUUCCAGGGCAGACUAAACCAGGAGAGCUGAGCCCUCUCGGACCAGAACAUAUCGCCUUCUAUGUGGGUCUGAAGAAUCCACAUGAGGGGUACGAAGURGUGCGCUUUGACGAUGUUGUUACAAACUUGGGGAGUGACUACGAUGUGACCACUGGGAAGUUCACGUGCCAGGUGUCUGGAAUCUACUUCUUCACUUACCAAGUUCUGAUGAGGGGAGGAGACGGAACCAGCAUGUGGGCCGAUCUGUGUAAGAACGGACAGGUCCGAGCCAGUUCCAUUGCUCAGGAUGCUGACCAGAAUUAUGACACCGCCAGUAACAGUGCCAUCCUGCAUCUGGACUCUGGAGAUGAGAUUUAUGUCAAAUUGGAUGGAGGGAAAGCUCACGGUGGUAACAACAACAAAUACAGCACGUUCUCUGGGUUUCUGUUGUACCCUGACUGAUAUGGAACAUGGGUCAGGACUAGUCCAGUUUAUUACAGAGGUAUUUUUUUUCCUGAUGGCAGACUAGCCAAUCAGGUUUUUUGUUUUUCCAGUGUCUUGACCACUGUAAUCCAACAGGUUUAUUUUGAUAUUAAUUAUAUUGGUUCAAUUUACUGUUCCUAUUGACUCCCCCACCCACACACCGACCACACACACACAGACAUUACACGGAGGUACCCUACGGACUGGUGCUGCCUUUUGGAGCUGAUAUUUCAGUGUGCCACCAUUUUGGAUGGGUCCCUCGUGCACUUUCUUUGUACUGAGGAAGAUCUURACCCAACUAAACUAUUCACAACUCCUCGAUUUUUUUCUCAUGAUUUGGUUUGUUACAAAUGACAGAAAUGUAGUUAUGAGACAGCACAGGGGUGCAAUGUGUAUAUGGGCAGUGGUCGAAGACUGGGACCCUGGUGGUCCAACCCUCAGCUACAGAAGCUGACUCUAGGGAUGUGGAAUGUCACUACUCUGGUGAGAAAGGAGCCUGAGCUGGUGUGUGAGGUUGAGAGAGAAGG